Messenger RNA from Cylindrotheca closterium, 831 nucleotides. The record is from the annotation of a GenBank genome assembly. Lineage: Eukaryota; Bacillariophyta; Bacillariophyceae; Bacillariales; Bacillariaceae.
AUGUCUCCAAAAUGCCCAGACAGACUGCUAGCAGAGAUCCAAUGGAAAAAGCCGAAACACUAUGUUGAUUAUGGGAAGAAGCUCAAUCUUAAUCAGAUUGGAGCAACUGUCCCAGCUACAGUUCCUGGAACUUCUCCAGCGACAAGUAUUAUCACAGGUGGAACAUCAACUGUUGCGGGAAGCGUUAACACACCGUUGCGACUUACUGGUACUACAGGUAAUCAGUUGAUGCAAGUUUCUGCAGGAAUGCAGCUCAUGCAGAUUCCGACUCAAGGUGGCGGCACUGUUACUGUUGUGAAGACUGGCUAUUUUGAUACAUCAAAUGUCUUUCACGAUGCUAUCAAGGGAAAGGAUGAGAAUGGCAAUGAUGUCUAUCGUAUUCCAUGUCCUACUGGUACGACUAUCGUCAAACUUCAAUCCGACUGGCACUAUGCUAGUAAAAGUGAAGACUUGCCUGAUCUUGCUACUGAAGCAGAUCGAGGUAUGCAGUUUAUUCAAAGCCGCAGAAUCGAAAGAGAUCCGUUUCGUUUGCUUGAUCACAUCAUCAUGGACAGUGGUUGCACCAACACCACCAUUUGUAAUGGUGAACUCAUGCAUGGACUACGUCAAGCUGAGAAAGAGCUCAAUAUGCACACUAACGUGGGCAGCAGAGUUCUCGAUGAAGAAGGGUUUCUAGGAAGAUUUCCGCCUCCAGUCUAUUAUGAUGAAGACGGAAUUGUCAAUGUACUUGCUAUGCGCGAGAUGAUUGCUGCUGUAUACCGCAUUACCAUGGAUACUGAUUUUGACAAUGCCUUGUGCAUUGCGAUGGAGACAGACAGAUGCGAUUUGUGA